GUGUACCACAAGAGCGACCCAUCAGGAAGGAUGGCAGCUCGAACACAACCUGCGGUCUGGCCUCUCGAACAUGGCUCCUGGCACCGUCCUGACGGGCGAUGGCCGGCCGCGCCCUUUACAAGGGGGUAAUGGACCGAGUUCGGGGUUUCUGAAUGAGGACCGAAAUUCAAUUCAAUCUGAAUCACGAGCUCAGUCGCUAGUAUAAAAUAGAGUGGCGUCUCCUCGACGGCGGCCCGAUAACGGCAGUCUUGGAGUUGUGAACAAUUCAUCCCAAGACUCGGGCGAUCGAUCCCCUGGUUCCCGCACAAAACAACAUGGCUACCGCUGUCUCGGAAGAUGUGGCUAUACACGAAGGUACCGCGCCGAGCGACGACCGGGACGCCCACAACGACUCCGAGAAAGUGGUGCCGCUCGAGGAUGCCGUCGACGAGGAAUCGGGUACGCGCUCGCCGCAGUCGGGCCAGCAGCUCCAGCGAUGGAACGACCCUGCCGUGAACAUCUUCCGGUACUUCUCUAUCCUCUACAGCUUCAUUCUCAUGGGCAUGACAGACGGCGCACUCGGUGCCCUGCUGCCAUACAUCGAGUCCUACUACUCCAUCAGCUACACGGUCGUCUCGCUCGUCUUCCUCUCGCCCUUCGCCGGCUACCUCCUGGCGGCGCUGCUCAACAACCAGAUCCACCACCGGCUGGGGCAGGUGGGCGUCGCCUUCAUGGGGCCCGUGUCGCGGCUGAUCGGCAUCGUCCCGCUCGUGUUCCACCCUCCCUACCCGGCGCUGCCCGUCAUCCUGCUCUUCACUGGCUUCGGCAACGGCAUCGAGGACUCGGCCUGGAACGCCUGGGUCGGAAACAUGCACCGCGCCAACGAGCUGCUCGGCGUCCUGCACGGCGGCUACGGCCUCGGCGGCACCAUCGGCCCCCUCAUCGCCACCGCCAUGGUGACCAAGGGCGGCCUGCCCUGGUACACCUUCUACUACGUCAUGAUCGGCCUCGACGGCCUGGUGCUGUUCCUCAUGGUGCCGGCCUUCUGGCGGGCCACGGCCGAGGUGCACCGCGCCGCCGUGCGAGCGGGGUACGCUGGAGAAGACAGCGGCGACGGCCGAGGCGGCGAGGGCGAGGAGGGCAAGCGCACCACGACGCGGACGGUGCUCCGGUCGCCCGUGGUGUGGCUGGUAGCCCUCUUCCUGCUGGGCUACGUGGGCGCCGAGGUGUCGCUGGGCGGGUGGAUCACCACGUUCAUGCUCCGGGUGCGGCACGCCGAGCCGUUCCUGGCCGGCCUGACGUCCACCUUCUUCUGGCUCGGCCUGACGGUCGGGAGGGUCGUGCUGGGCUUCGUGACGGGCAAGAUCGGCGAGAAGGUGGCCAUCGCGGCGUACCUGCUGCUCUCGGUGGGCCUGCAGCUCCUGUACUGGCUGGUACCCAACAUCGCCGCCUCGGUCACCUUUGUUACCUUUCUGGGCUUCUUCCUGGGGCCCCUCUUCCCCGCCGCGGUGGUGGCUGCCACCAAGCUGCUGCCGACCAGCUACCACGUGUCGGCCAUCGGGUUCGCCGCGGCGUUUGGCGGCGGCGGCGCCGCCCUGUUCCCCUUCGCCGUCGGGGCCAUCGCGCAGAGCAAGGGCGUCGAGGUGCUGCAGCCCAUUGUGCUGGCCAUCCUGCUCUUCAUCCUCUUGAUAUGGCUGAUGCUGCCCGGCGGACUCAAGACGGGAGGCUUGGAGAACGCCCGAGACAACAACGAAAGCGUCGGCGAUGGGUUUAGGAAAGCCUUCGCCUGGUUGAAGGAGAGGUUACAACCAAAGAGGGUCUGAUCCGAGACGUUGGAUGAAUCAAGAUGAAACAAAAGAAAGGAAAAAAAAAUCACCAAAAACUUUCAUACCGUCCGGGUUAGGGUUGACUUUGAUCAGGAGGUAAUAGCAUACGGAUACACCCACUACUGCGGAGAGUACCGACGGCUCCGCGGGAGCGAAAGGAAGCGCGGGCGCGGGAGUGUUACCAGGGCGAGGGGUAUGUGUGCUGGAAGUUACAAGAUAUUGCAGCCCGGUGCUGCCACCCCCUACAGUUCGAAACGCCCGUCUCAAUAGUCUAAGCUAAAUAUAUUUGGGGUAGGUUAUUAGCUCGUCAUUCACCAAAUUAGUAAUGGUAACCAAGAAUAAAGAGCGUCUCGAAUGGUCAACGAAACCCAGUGCCGCAAUACAUCUUCAAUUA
Thermothelomyces thermophilus ATCC 42464 is the source of this 2199-nucleotide messenger RNA. RefSeq lists its product as uncharacterized. The transcript is spliced from 3 exons. Lineage: Eukaryota; Fungi; Ascomycota; Sordariomycetes; Sordariales; Chaetomiaceae. Gene Ontology annotation, molecular function: transmembrane transporter activity. Gene Ontology annotation, cellular component: membrane. Bases 315 to 1802 code for a protein of 495 amino acids. Gene Ontology annotation, biological process: transmembrane transport. The record is from RefSeq and is a predicted model, not a curated record.